Messenger RNA from Xiphophorus couchianus (Monterrey platyfish), 4710 nucleotides. RefSeq names its product poly (ADP-ribose) glycohydrolase a (gene parga). Lineage: Eukaryota; Metazoa; Chordata; Actinopteri; Cyprinodontiformes; Poeciliidae. Gene Ontology annotation, biological process: carbohydrate metabolic process; ATP generation from poly-ADP-D-ribose; regulation of DNA repair. Gene Ontology annotation, molecular function: poly(ADP-ribose) glycohydrolase activity. The transcript has 18 exons. Bases 213 to 2483 code for a protein of 756 amino acids. Gene Ontology annotation, cellular component: nucleus; cytoplasm. The record is from RefSeq and is a predicted model, not a curated record.
AAAGCAAGCAAGAAGAAGAACGGUUUUGAUUUGGUGGUGUCACCGCACCUGGAGAAACGAGGUGAAAGUUAAUGUUUAAAUAGUCGUAUUUGGAGAGAUGCAGUUUGCAUGCAGAGGUAUUAAGAUGAUUUUGUAAUUCUUUGUCGUCGAACAUCUCCCUUUAAGAGGUGCACCGGUGUGUGUUUGCGUUGACUUGUUAGCGACUGAUAGAGAUGGAUCAUCAAAGCAGUUCGACUGAUGACCCCAGGCCAGAAGACAUAAAGAGCGAUGUUCAACAAACGGAUGCAAAAGGAGAGCUUCAAACGUCCGAUCAAACUAAAGACCACAUACCAUCAGAGAACACACACGAUGGCCUGGCUUGUCUAAAUUCAGCAGACUGUGUGUCUGCAGGUUUAGGGGAUGAAUCGGGUACUUCAGAAAGCAGAAGUGACCAAACUCACAACAGCAAUGGACAGAAAUUGAGGCGAGCCAGUUCACCCGGUCUUCACCCAGUUAAAACAUCCUGCGUUGCUGCACACCCGUCAAAUGCAAAACUCACCCGUUGUCUUAGUAACAGUCCCACGAAAAUUUCUGGCAUACCCAAUGAUGUGGAAAUGCUGAGUCCUGACAGUCCACUGUGCGACACUGUAGUCAACAGUCUAUCAGAUUGUUGUGAUGGUCCGGUUGGCUGUGCGGAGGACUCUGCAAAGGAUCCGGGUUUAAAAUCUCAGCAGGUUGUGAAAGAUUCCGACUCUGGAAGUUUGACUCAGGAAAAAGUCUGUCCUGUCACCACAAGCACCGAAGAAAAAGAUGCGGAGAUGGGGGAGUGCAGCGGCUCGUCUGAUAUGAGUCAGGACUUAAUUGAGAGCCAGCCAGCUGCGAUUAGUAAAAGUUUUCAGUGUAACUUGGACAAAGCAUGGCUCGGGACUCCCAUAGAUGAGCUCAACAGAAGACCUCAAUGCGCUCCACCUCUGUCUCACCUAAAAGCAACGCCGAAUCAUACUGUCACAGUUAGGACAGAUCUCCUCAGAGAGGGAGAAGUCCCCAUCCCAUACCCCUCCAAGUUCAGAGAUGUGUGGGAUGAUUUGUCUGUUAAGAUGCCCUGCUCUGAAAAAAAUCUGUUUCCUUUGGAGACUGAGGAUGGAAGUGGUUUCCAGAGUCGGUGGGAACUGAUCCAUACUGCCUUACACAGAGGAUUCAAAAGUUGUCUGGAUGUCAGGGAUGCAAUACUGAGGUACAACACGGCCCAUGCAAAGAAGUGGGACUUCACUGCCUUGAACCUUUUUUGCACAGAGUAUCUUGAGCAUUGUGAGGUGCAACAGCUGUUUGAGGGCAUUCUACCUAAUAUGGUCGAGCUCGCACUUAGUGCACCUCGCCUCUGCACAAUGCCAAUUCCUUUACUUAAGUCAGGUAUGAACCAUUCCCUGACUCUGUCUCAGGAGCAAAUAGCCUGUCUUUUGGCCAACGCCUUCUUCUGCACAUUCCCUCGACGCAACUCCCGCAAGUCGGAGUACUGCAACUAUCCUGAGAUCAACUUCUACAGGUUGUUUGAAGGCUCUUCCCCUAGAAAAAUUGAGAAGUUAAAAACUCUGCUGUGUUACUUCAGGAGAGUUACUGAAACACAACCUAAUGGUCUUGUUACAUUCACAAGACAAACUCUUACCAAUCCACCAGACUGGGAAAGUUCUCAGACUCAGCUGACGCGCCUACAUAUCACUUGUAAGGGGACAAUUGAGGAUGAUGGAUAUGGGAUGCUUCAGGUUGACUUUGCAAACAGGUAUGUAGGAGGUGGAGUCACAGGAAAUGGACUGGUCCAGGAGGAGAUCCGGUUCAUCAUCAACCCAGAGCUCAUUGUUUCUCGUCUCUUUACUGAAGCUCUGGAACUCAAUGAAUGCCUCAUUAUAACAGGAACUGAACGAUACAGUAAAUAUUCUGGUUAUGCCGAGAGCUACAAGUGGCAGAAAAGCUACAAAGACGAGACCCCAAGGGAUGACUGGCAGAGAAGGUGUACAGAGAUUGUGGCCAUUGAUGCUGUUAAAUACAGACACUUCCUGGAACAGUUUCUUCCUGAGAAGAUUACCAGGGAACUGAACAAGGCAUAUUGCGGAUUUUAUCGAAGCAACAUUAACAUCAAGCACCUCCCUGCUGUAGCCACUGGCAACUGGGGCUGUGGAGCCUUUGGUGGAGACACACGCCUAAAAGCUCUGAUCCAGCUGAUGGCAACUGCCGAGGCCGGGAGAGAUGUUGCAUACUUCACAUUUGGAGAUGCUCAGCUUAUGAGAGACGUUUAUGAAAUGCACACGUUCCUCACUGAAAGAAGAGUUACAAUUGGACAGCUGUACAGCCUCUUCAUCCAGUACUUCAACGAAGAGUGCAAGAACUGUCGCACAACACGCCCCCACGUCACUCUCUACAGUUUCAUCUUUGAAAAAGUCUCCGCUUCUGCAGCGUCCAACCCUAAGCAGGAUUCUAGGAUGUCACAUGUGACACCAGAACCUCAAUAACAAGCCAAGAACUGUAACUUAAACUUUGUCUUGUGCUAAGAAUCACCUUUUCACACACACGCUCACACACCCAGACUCCCUUUAGGUUUGUGGUUCUCACACAAGCUACCAAAGCAGGGUUUUGUCUAUUUGCUGGUGGUAUUAUCGGAACCUCGUAUUGUGACACCAAGUCUGGUGAAAGGUUUAUGAAACUAAUAGCAAUAGUGAAUUCUUGUUGCUCUUUGAGGCCUUUUUUUUCUUAAGUGUGAUCACAUUUUUUUUUCUUUAAUUACCAAUUACAAUAUCCAUCAUAUGCAUGAUUGUGGUAAAGCUUCACUGUUGAAAUGCGGAAAUUGCUGUAGUAAUUUCCUCGGUUUUUUCUUGCAUUUCAUUGUUUUUAUUUUUGAACAGUUUGUCUCCUCUGUUUUCUUGAAUGCAGAGAGAAUGAGAUGCUGUACUGUAGUCUAUGCAUGGGAAACAUUUAUUUAUCACAUAUUCUCCUGAUGUCUGCUGCUCUUUUAUAUAAUCUAUGGCUGUAAGACCCCACAUGUCUGUAAGGCUUGUUUCAAAGCGUCCAAACAAUAAUCACUACCGCUAGAAUCAUCUCAGAUGGAAUAUACAGGAAAUGAAUGGUCACUGUCAUCGUUGACCUUUAUUGCUGAAUAACUUUAUAGUUAUUAAAUAUAAUCAGUGCUAAGCAUAGUAUUAUCACUGUAUUUACUUAUAGAUUGUGAACAGAUAAUGAAACGCACGAAAGUCAUUAUUUUUAUCAAAGUUUUUACUCAAUUUUUGGUUUGAUGUGGGUAUGGUAUUUUAUUAUUUACUGUAUUUUCUUACAGUUUGUUUGACUGGGUGAUUGGCUUAGACAAAAAAUUGGGAUGUAAAUGUGCUGUUUUAGGUUGUAAUAUUUUUAUCAUUUCUUAAUUAAAACAUCCCAAUAAAGGAGUGUUUCUUUGUUGAGAUUUAUACAGUUUGUAAGCUACAACAAAUAAUCAACAUUUUAAAAAUUAGCUGUGUUUAAGAUGUAAUUUUCCUCUUCGGAAUAAUUUUACAAACGCAAGGCAGUGGUAAAGUAUUUAUAGCCUAUGAACAUUUUAGUGUAUUGCCAUGUUAAACCACAAAUUGAAUUGUGUUUUUGGGAAUACUUUUACAAAGUUUUGGGUAUAGGUGGACAGAUACUGUAUAUUUAUCUCUACGUAUAAGUGGGCAUUUUUGUAGAUUCCAUGGCAAAUUAUGUUUAUUUGGAAAAAAAAUCUCUACUUUCUUUUUUCAUUGAACAAAUUAAACCAAAACUGUCUAAAUAGUCAAAUAAAACUAAUAUUACUAGAAUCUUUACCCCAAUUUCUGCAGCCUCAAAAUUAUUAAAUGCCCUAAAGAAAAAUUUUAAUUAAAGCUCGCUUUUGCAAAUCAGGUGUAAUCUCAGGCACACCUGAUGGAGGUUUUCAUUAGUUACAUCAUAUGUGCUUGAGACAAACAUUUAAAAAAUAAUGACCUUUUGAUGUUUCUUAGAAAUAACUUGGUUAAAAUGGCCAAAUCAGUUCAGGAAAAGUUUGUUGCCUUUCACCAACAAGUAGAAAGAUUUAAAAAGAGUCAAAUAAAUAAAUGAAUCAUUGGGGAUGUUACCACUUUUUUUUUUCCCAGAUAGGACGUACAGUAUACCUACUGUUCUCAGAAAAAGAACUCAUUCAGCUUUAGCGCGGUUUUAUUAGAAGAAUAAGGGUUUCUACAUAACCUCAUGACGCAGACCUUCAUAAAUGGUGUGUAGGCUUGGCUGAGGUAACUGGAUUACACAUUAUCUGUGUCUCCUUGACUCUUUGUACUGUGCUCUGCAUUGACCAAAUGAGCUGUGGUCUCAUGUACUAAAUCAAUUUGGCUGGGCAGAUUCAGCAAUUGGGGGCUACUGUAACCCUUGUUUACCUGCACCAGAUAUUUUUGAUAAGCCAGCUACGGUGAUUAAAAAGAUUCAGACACCAAAUUGGGAUUGAAUGUGCCAGGCCAUUUUAAUAAAUGAGUCGUCAUAAUUUAUAGAGUUGCAGUUUUAAACCUUUUCUUAAAAAAUGUUUAUUCCCAUAAUUAGACUUUUAGAAAAAGUUGUCUUUUUGCAAUACUCAAAAAGUUAAAUAGGUGGCUUAGUUCGCUCCUGUAUAGUGAUCAUUCUGAACGGAAUCCUAUUUAACGACAUGCCUGUAAUGUUUCCCUGAGGCACCUCUCUUUUUGUCAUCAAACAUUGUUAAUAAAAUGCCACAAA